AUGGCAAUCGCUCCUCCUCUCAAUGUAGGUUGGGGAUAUGGAAUCGUCCUGGGUCUUGGAGCUGUAUUUGCGUUUGGUAUGAUCCUCGUUACAUGGGUCCUCAAACGGUACAACCAUGAGCUUCAGACCUCCGAAAUGUUUAGCACAGCUGGAAGGACUGUGAAGUCAGGUCUUGUUGCGUCUGCGGUGGUGUCGUCCUGGACUUGGGCAGCUACCCUCCUCCAAUCUUCUGGAAUUGCCUACAGAUAUGGUGUUUCCGGGCCGUUCUGGUACGCCAGUGGUGCUACUGUCCAGAUUCUGUUAUUUGCGACAAUCGCUAUUGAGCUGAAGAGAAGAGCACCAAAUGCUCAUACAUUUCUCGAAGUCAUCAGAGCGAGAUACGGGACUCCCGCACACAUUGUGUUCAUCUGUUUCGGCUUGGCAACAAACAUUCUUGUCACGGCUAUGUUGUUGACCGGAGGCUCCGCAGUCGUUUCUUCCUUGACCGGUAUGCCAACUGCGGCAGCUUGCUUCUUGUUGCCUUUGGGUGUGGUCAUGUACACUAUGUUCGGAGGAAUCAAGGCGACAUUCCUGACAGAUUGGGUGCACACCUUCAUCCUUCUGAUCAUUAUCCUGAUUUUCGCUUUUACGACCUAUGCAACAAGCGAUAUUUUGGGCUCGCCUAAAGCCGUUUUCGAUCUUCUUGUCGAAGCAUCGGCUAGACACCCAGUCGAGGGUAAUGCCGGAGGCAGUUAUUUGACUAUGCAAUCGACUGAAGGUGCUAUAUUCUUCGUCAUCAACAUCGUGGGCAACUUUGGCACCGUCUUCUUGGAUAAUGGCUAUUAUAAUAAGGCUAUUGCUGCCUCCCCAGUUCAUGCCCUGCCCGGAUACAUCAUGGGAGGCAUUUCAUGGUUUGCAAUUCCGUGGCUCUGCGCUACCACUAUGGGUCUUGCAGGUCUUGCACUCGAGAGCAACCCGGCUUUCCCAACCUACCCAGAUCGCAUGCCUGACACGGAUGUCUCAGCUGGCCUUGUCCUGCCCUACGCUGCUGUUGCAUUAUUGGGCCCUGGCGGCGCGGUGUGCACCCUUUUGAUCGUGUUCAUGGCUGUCACAUCUGCUUCAUCUGCCGAACUCAUUGCAGUAUCAUCUAUCUUCACCUAUGACAUCUACCAAACCUACUUUAAUCCAGGUGCUAGUGGAAAGCGACUGAUUUACAUGUCCCAUGCUAUGGUUGUUGCAUUCGGACUGGCUAUGGCAUCGCUCUCAGUCGGAUUGCACUACGCCGGUAUCAGCAUGGGAUAUCUCUAUGUUCUUAUGGGUGUUAUCAUCUCAUCUGCUGUGAUUCCCGCCACCCUUACUCUCAUGUGGGCUGGACACAACAAAUGGGCCGCGACUCUGACACCACCGUGCGGCUUCGCCUGCGCCAUCAUUGCAUGGUUGGUGACUGCCUCCAAGACCUGCGGAAAGCUCGACGUUGAGUGCACCGGAUCCAACAACCCCAUGUUGGCAGGCAACGUCAUGGCCCUUCUCUCGCCUCUCAUCUUCACACCAAUCUUCACCUUGAUCUUCGGACUCGACAAGUAUGACUGGCAAUCUAUGGCCGCCAUCCGCAAAGGCGAUGACCACGAUCUCGCCGCCGAAGCUGACUUCGACCUCGAGCUGGUACCAGGAGCCGUCACCACUGAAGAGGCAAUGGAGGUUGAACAAACCAAGCUCCUUCGCGCUUCCAAAAUCGCCAAAGGCAUGACCGUGAUCCUCACCCUUGCGCUGCUCAUCCUCUGGCCCAUGCCCCUCUACGGCACAGGCUACAUCUUCAGCGAGAAGUUCUUUGCGGGCUGGGUCAUCGUUGGUAUUAUCUGGCUCAUCGGUUCACUUAUGUGUGUUGGUGUCUUCCCAGUCUGGGAAGGCCGCAAGGAGUUGCUGUUUACGUUCAAGGCUAUCUACUUGGAUGUUACUGGCAAGCAACAUCCUUCCAGACAUCACCGUCCCGAAGCCACGUAUGUGGAGGGCAAGGAAGCUGGAAGUGAGACGCCCCCUGUGGUGCAUGAGAAGUCAGCCGGCGUCAUUGAGGAUAAGGCUGCGUAA
Molecule: messenger RNA, 2064 nt
Organism: Cadophora gregata
Lineage: Eukaryota; Fungi; Ascomycota; Leotiomycetes; Helotiales; Ploettnerulaceae
Exons: 6
Coding region: 1-2064 (687 amino acids)
Biological process (GO): putrescine transport; urea transmembrane transport; spermidine transport
Cellular component (GO): plasma membrane
Molecular function (GO): spermidine transmembrane transporter activity; urea transmembrane transporter activity; putrescine transmembrane transporter activity
Source: RefSeq, a predicted model, not a curated record